CACCGACUUCGAAUUCCUCAGUCCAGGACGGAAGGCCACGGCGCAUUCGAACAAUACCCAAGUCCAUAUUGUUUCCCCUGCUCGGCGGGCACGCAGCAGUCCACAAUGGAACCAGUAAUAUUCAACCCCCCGCGGCCGAAAAAAAGCGUGCUGCCCCCCGCCAAGAAGCGCAAGACGACGCACAAGAUCGAGGAGAUCAAUUUCGAUUUCGAGAAGAGGGCGGAUUACUUGACGGGCUUUCACAAGCGCAAGGUUGCGAGGAUCAAGCAGGCACAGGCCGAGGCCGAGAAGAAGGCUAAGGAGGAGCGGAUUGCUUUGAGGAAGCAGCUGAGGGAAGAGAGGAAGCAGGAAUUACAGGAGCAUGUCGAAGCUGUGAAUGCUUUGUUGCAGGUUAGCAAGACGUCGGGCAUGGAUGUGGACGGUGACGAGGAAGCAUGGAAUGGCAUUGAAGAGGAUGUAGCACCAGAGCCGGUGGACCAUGAAGUGGACCAUGAAGAGGAGUAUGUGGACGAGGAUAAAUAUACCACCGUUACAGUUGAAGCUGUCGAUAUUUCGAAGGAUGGGUUGCAGAAGCUUGUGGACCAUGAAGAUAGCGAGACAGCGGAAGAGGUCGAGGUAAAGCCGGUGGAGAAGGAGACAAAGGAGAAGAAGAAAUGGCCUAAGAAGGAAAAGAAAAAGAAAUUCAGAUAUGAGAGCAAGGCAGAGAGGAGGAUUACGAGGGAGAAGCAGAAGGCCGCGAAAAAAGGAAGAGCUGGUGCAAGGAGGGGUAAUGAUUAAGAGAGCAAUAGGAUCAAGAAGCACACGAUUCAUGCCCGAUUGGGGGAAAUAGUAUGUGACGUUCUGUGAUAUCAAGUAAC
Messenger RNA from Amorphotheca resinae ATCC 22711, 857 nucleotides. RefSeq lists its product as hypothetical. The coding region runs from base 106 to 777 and encodes 223 amino acids. Lineage: Eukaryota; Fungi; Ascomycota; Leotiomycetes; Helotiales; Amorphothecaceae. The record is from RefSeq and is a predicted model, not a curated record. Gene Ontology annotation, molecular function: RNA binding. The transcript has 2 exons. Gene Ontology annotation, cellular component: nucleolus.